AAAGUAUCAGGGUUACCUCUUAAUGCCUAUAUGCUGCAUAAUCUGGCUCAUGUGGAGCUGAAUGCAAUUGAUUUGGCAUGGGAUACUGUGGUUCGGUUCUCACCAUUCUUGGAGACUCUUGGGGAAGGAUUUUUUGCGGACUUUGCUCACGUCGCUGAUGAUGAGAGUCGCCAUUUUGCUUGGUGCUCUCAGAGGCUGCUGGAGCUUGGAUUCAGGUAUGGAGAUAUGCCUGCUCAUAAUUUUCUUUUGAGAGAGUGUGAGAAAUCCUCUGAUAAUGUUGCUGCUCGUUUGGCAGUAAUCCCACUGGUUCAGGAGGCCAGAGGGCUUGAUGCUGGGCCACGUUUGGUGCAAAAAUUGGUCGGCUUUGGUGACAACAUGACAUCUAAAAUCGUGGGUAGGAUUGCUGAUGAGGAAAUGGCUCAUGUAGCCAUUGGUGUCGAUUGGUUUAUCUCCAUUUGUCGGAAAAUGAACCAUGCUCCUUGCUCCACUUUCAAAGACAUAUUGACAGAGUAUGGCGUAGAGUUGAAGGGCCCUUUCAAUUAUUCAGCUCGAGACGAAGCUGGUAUUCCUCGUGACUGGUACACGUCUUCAUCGACAAAUAAACAAGAUGGGAAGGAGCAGCUUUCUGUGGUAUAUGAUAGGCUGGCUCACAUCAUAUCUAUGGAGAGUGAGAACUCUAGUUCAAGCAGACCUGCCUGAUGAUUUUGUUCAGAUCAGGUGAAACAAGUUCACUCGUAUUACCACAGCAAUUGCUUGGGUACGAAUAUUUACACUGACUACAUACAUCAGCGGCGUGUGGUAUGCCAGGUG
Eucalyptus grandis is the source of this 810-nucleotide messenger RNA. RefSeq lists its product as uncharacterized. NCBI's taxonomy places the organism in Eukaryota, Viridiplantae, Streptophyta, Magnoliopsida, Myrtales, Myrtaceae. The annotation marks the transcript as partial. The transcript is spliced from 6 exons. The record is from RefSeq and is a predicted model, not a curated record.